Messenger RNA from Drosophila bipectinata, 1137 nucleotides. It is a transcript of the gene Or71a, whose product is annotated as Odorant receptor 71a. Gene Ontology annotation, biological process: detection of chemical stimulus involved in sensory perception of smell; sensory perception of smell. The record is from RefSeq and is a predicted model, not a curated record. NCBI's taxonomy places the organism in Eukaryota, Metazoa, Arthropoda, Insecta, Diptera, Drosophilidae. Gene Ontology annotation, molecular function: odorant binding; olfactory receptor activity. Gene Ontology annotation, cellular component: plasma membrane.
AUGGACUACGAUCUUGUCCGACCAGUGCGACUCCUGACUGCCAUUCUGCGGGUUUUCCGUCUGUGGCCCAAGGAUGACGGCUUGUCAGGAGAGGAUUGGGCCAACUGGAAGGCAUAUAUGCUGCAAGUGCCCUUUACCCUGCUCUUUGCAGCGGCGAUGUGGGUGGAGGUUAUCCUAAGCGAUGAUAUCCAGCAUACCUCCGAUGUGUUGCUCAUCUGCUUGACCACCACAGCCCUGGGAGCUAAAAUUCUAAAUAAUUGGAAGCUGUCGCAUGUGGCCCAGAGACUCCUCCACGAAUGGAGCACCCAGGAGCAGUUCAAGCUUAGAAGCCUCAAGGAGGUGGAAAUGUUUCAAUUCGAGCAUCGUCGGUUCACAAGAGUGGCCAUCUCCUACAUAAUGUGCAGCUUUGGAGUGAUUCCAUUCAUUUGCAUUCAGCCCUUGUUCGAUAUUCCCAACAAGCUGCCGUUCUACAUGUGGACACCCUUCGACUGGCACAAUCCCGACCUGUUUUGGUAUCCCUUCAUAUACCAAGUCAUCACCAUACCUGUCAUCUGCAUAUGCAACGUGACGAUGGAUGCCGUCAACUGGUACUUUAUGUUGCAUCUCUCCCUGUGCUUCAGGAUCUUGGGCGAGAGAUUGAGUUCCCUGAGCCACGAGGACAAGAAUGUUAGGGAAAAGUUCCUGCAGCUGGUGAGGCUUCAUCAGGACCUGAAACGGCAGGCCAGGGACAUCGAAACCUAUGUGUCGAAGAGCGUUUUUACCCAGAUUUUGGUCAGUUCCUUGAUAAUAUGCUUCACCAUCUACAGUAUUCAGAUGAGUCCUAUCAAGCAGGAUUUUGGUAGAUUUUAUGGGAUGCUCCAGUACUUGUCCUGCAUGGUUAUUGAAAUACUCAUACCCAGUAUUUAUGGCACUAAUGUGACCUAUUCAGCUGACAAGUUGCCGAAUGCUCUGUAUAACUGCGAUUGGCCAGACAUGAGUCCCCAAAUGCGUCGAUUCGUUCUCAUGUUUAUGAGUUAUCUAAACAGACCAGUGUCCCUCAGAGCGUGUGGCUUCUUUGCAGUGGGAUUGCCGCUCUUCACAAAGACCAUGAACCAAGCCUACAGCCUACUGGCCUUGCUGCUCAACAUGAAAAAAUAA